Molecule: messenger RNA, 1188 nt
Organism: Carlito syrichta (Philippine tarsier)
Lineage: Eukaryota; Metazoa; Chordata; Mammalia; Primates; Tarsiidae
Gene: AADACL3
Product: arylacetamide deacetylase like 3
Exons: 4
Coding region: 115-1188 (357 amino acids)
Molecular function (GO): hydrolase activity
Source: RefSeq, a predicted model, not a curated record
UGUGUGUUCUCGCUGGUGGUCGUGCUGUGGGCCAUUUGCAAGCAUUUCCUCACCGCAGACAUCCCUGCGGGGGUCGGCCACUCUGUGAAGCUGAGGGUUCUGGACUGCAUUUUCAUGGUGUUGCUGACAUGGGGAAUGGUUUUUGAGAAACUGAGAAUCUGUUCUCUGCCGGAAUUUGUCCGUUUUAUACAUGAUCUGCAGCCACUAAAGAAAGACCCUGAUGUCAUUGUCACAGAUCUCCACUUUGGGACAAUCCCUGUGAAGCUGUACCAGCCUAAGGCAUCCACCUGCACCCCCAGGCCUGGUGUUGUGUUCUACCACGGUGGUGGGGCCAUCAUUGGGAGCUUGGUAACCCACCAUCGUGUAUGCUGUUAUUUGUCCAAAGCAAGUGAUUCUGUGGUUCUGUCAGUUGGGUACCGCAUGUUACCCAAGUAUAAGUUUCCAGUGCCGGUAAGUGACUGUAUAGUGGCCACCACCCACUUCCUGAAGUCCCUGGAUACAUAUGGGGUAGAUCCAGCCCGAGUCACGGUCUGUGGUGACAGUAUGGGAGGGGAAAUAGCAGUCGUGAUUUGUCAACAACUUAUGAACAGUCCAGAUCUCCCCCGGAUCCGGGCUCAGAUCUUGGUCUAUGCUGCUCUCCAAGCCGUGAAUUUCCAGUACCCAUCCUAUCAGCAGAACAAGAGCGUUCCACUGCUCAGUUGGAGUUUUGCCUUCUAUUGUUUGUGUCACUACCUGGAUUUCAGCUUUUCCUGGGAAAAAACCCUCUUGAAAGGUGGUCAUUUGCCUGACAAUCUCUGGGAAAAGUAUAGAAAGUGGCUGGGCUCAGAAAAUAUCCCGGAGAGGUUUAAGAAGAGAGGCUACCGACCCAUGCUCCGUGGGUCCCUGAAUGAAGACGUGUACCGGAAAACGAGUGUGGUUUGGGAUUUGAUGUGCACGCCCCUGAUUGCAGAAGACGACAUCAUGUCUCAACUCCCGGAAGCGUGCAUUGUGAGCUGUGAGUAUGACUUUCUCCGGGACCAUUCACUGUUGUACAAGAAGAGGCUGGAAGACCUGGGAGUGCCGGUGACUUGGCAUCACAUGGAGGAUGGUUUUCAUGGGGUACUCAUGACCUUUGACAUGGGUUUCUUGCACUUCCCCUGCUCCACAAGAAUUCUGAAUGCAAUAACCCAUUUUAUAAAGAGAUUGUGA